AGCACGGCGUGAGUUGUUGUUAGGGUCGAAGGUGAACGGCCAGAAGUAACCCCUCCUCGCAUCACACCACCGUGAUGUUGCUGUCAAAGACGCCGUUGUAGCAUCCACCUAGGUGCACUUGCCAGUAUGAUGUGAUUGGUCAACACAAGAGGACAAGAUGUGUUGGCACAGGGGUUAAAUCAAGAUCAUAUCGAUACAUCUUUGGAUAUUUACUCUUCAGAAUUACUUGCCGAUUUCUUUCUCAAGUCUUUGGGGGCUGCCAGCGUCGAUCAGCCAUGGCAGAGCAGGAGCGUCCUGCUAAGAAGCCUCCUGCUGCAGCUGUGCUCCACUCCCACUUCAUGGUGGGCUCGGUCUCCGAAGAGAACUCUGAGGACGAGAUCCUGGGCAAGCUUGACCCCAUGGUGGCCGAGGAGAAGGAGCGCUCCCUUUCGCCGUCAUCGGUCAGCUCAGACAGCACCUAUGAAAUGGGCUUCGAUGGCGUAGAUGGACCUUCUCAGAACCUGAGGCCAAGCAUGUCAGGACUCCACUUGAUGAAGCAGGGCAGGGACAGGAGACGUAUUGAUCUCCAGAGAGACUUCACCGUGGCCUCACCUGCUGAGUUUGUCACUCGCUUUGGGGGCAACAAAGUCAUUGAAAAGGUCCUUAUCGCCAAUAACGGCAUUGCUGCUGUGAAGUGCAUGCGCUCCAUUCGCCGCUGGGCUUACGAGAUGUUCCGGAAUGAGCGUGCCAUCCGCUUCGUGGUCAUGGUUACGCCAGAGGAUCUGAAGGCCAACGCUGAGUACAUCAAGAUGGCUGACCACUACGUGCCUGUGCCCGGGGGGACAAACAACAACAAUUACGCCAAUGUUGAACUCAUUUUGGACAUUGCCAAACGGAUACCUGUCCAGGCAGUGUGGGCAGGCUGGGGCCAUGCGUCUGAGAACCCCAAACUACCAGAGCUGCUGCACAAGAAUGGCAUCGCCUUCAUGGGUCCUCCAAGUCAGGCCAUGUGGGCCCUAGGGGAUAAGAUUGCCUCCUCCAUUGUGGCCCAGACUGCAGGCAUACCCACCCUGCCCUGGAGUGGAUCAGGUCUUACUGUUGAGUGGUCUGAGAGUGACCAGAAGAAGAAUAUCAUCAAUGUCCCUCCGGAGUCCUAUGAGCUUGGGUGCAUCCAUGACGUAGAGGCUGGAUUAAAGGCUGCGGAGCAGGUUGGCUACCCCGUCAUGAUCAAGGCAUCAGAGGGAGGUGGAGGAAAGGGUAUCCGCAAGGUCAACUGUGCAGACGACUUUCCCAACCUCUUCAGACAAGUUCAGACGGAGGUGCCAGGCUCGCCCAUUUUCGUCAUGCAGCUGGCGAAGCACGCGCGCCACCUGGAGGUACAGAUCCUGGCUGACCAGUACGGCAACGCCAUCUCCCUGUUUGGCCGUGACUGCUCGGUCCAGCGGCGGCACCAGAAGAUCAUCGAGGAGGCCCCGGCAACCAUCGCUACCUUGGACAUCUUUGAGGAUAUGGAGAGGUGUGCGGUGAAGCUGGCUAAGAUGGUGGGCUAUGUGAGUGCCGGGACUGUAGAGUACCUCUACAGCCAGGACGGAAGCUUCUACUUCCUGGAGCUCAACCCCCGUCUUCAAGUGGAACACCCCUGUACUGAGAUGGUGGCUGACGUCAACCUGCCAGCUGCCCAGCUACAGAUUGCCAUGGGCAUCCCUCUGCACCGCAUGAAGGACAUCCGCAUGAUGUACGGUGUGCAGCCGUGGGGAGACUCACUCAUUGACUUUGAGGGGCUCUUUGCUGCCCCCUCCCCACGAGGACAUGUCAUUGCAGCUCGCAUCACCAGUGAGAACCCAGAUGAGGGCUUUAAGCCCAGCUCGGGCACUGUGCAGGAGCUGAACUUCCGAAGCAACAAGAACGUGUGGGGCUACUUCAGCGUGGCGGCGGCCGGGGGACUGCACGAGUUCGCCGACUCUCAGUUCGGCCACUGCUUCUCUUGGGGCGAAAAUCGAGAGGAGGCCAUCUCUAACAUGGUGGUGGCUCUGAAGGAGUUGUCCAUCAGAGGAGACUUCAGGACCACAGUGGAGUAUCUCAUCAAGCUGCUUGAGACGGAGAGCUUUCAGCACAACAGCAUUGAUACCGGCUGGCUAGACCGGCUCAUCUCUGAGAAGAUGCAGGCUGAGAGGCCUGACACCAUGCUGGGGAUUGUCAGUGGAGCCCUCCACGUGGCCGAUGUCAACUUUAGGAACAGCGUGUCAUGCUUCCUGCACUCACUGGAAAGGGGUCAGGUGUUGCCUGCCCAUACGCUCUUGAACACGGUGGACGUGGAGCUAAUCUACGAGGGCAUCAAGUACGUGCUGACGGUGACGCGGCAGUCGCCCAACUCCUACGUGGUCAUCAUGAACAGCUCGUCGGCCGAGGUGGACGUGCACAGGCUCAGCGACGGCGGCCUGCUGCUCUCCUACGACGGGUCCAGCUACACCACCUACAUGAAGGAGGAGAUUGACAGGUACCGCAUCACCAUCGGCAACAAGACGUGUGUGUUUGAGAAGGAGAAUGACCCGUCUCUACUGCGCUCGCCCUCGGCCGGCAAACUCAUCCAGUACACUGUGGAGGACGGAGGACAUGUGUUCGCUGGCCAGUGCUAUGCUGAAAUAGAGGUGAUGAAGAUGGUGAUGACGCUGACCGCGGUGGAGUCUGGCUGUAUUCACUACGUGAAGAGAGCUGGUGCGGUCCUGGAGCCUGGCUGUGUCAUCGCCAAACUGCAGCUGGACGACCCCAGCAGAGUACAGCAGGCGGAGCUGUACACGGGGGCCCUGCCCAUUAUCCAGGCGGUGGCGCUGAGAGGAGAGAAGCUGCACCGCGUCUUCCACAGCACGCUCGACCACCUGAUGCACGUCAUGAACGGCUUCUGCCUGCCCGAACCCUUCUUCGGUGUCAAGCUGAAGGAGUGGGUGGAGCGACUGAUGAAGACGCUGAGGGACCCCUCGCUGCCCCUGCUGGAGCUGCAGGAUAUCAUGACUAGCGUGUCGGGACGCAUCCCUCCCGCCGUGGAAAAGGCAAUCAAGAAGGAGAUGGCCCAGUACGCCAGCAACAUCACCUCCGUUCUCUGCCAGUUUCCUAGCCAGCAGAUCGCUAAUAUCCUGGACAGUCAUGCGGCCACUCUGAACAGGAAGUCAGAGCGAGAGGUCUUCUUCAUGAACACCCAGAGCAUUGUGCAACUUGUCCAGAAGUACCGCAGUGGCAUCCGUGGGCACAUGAAGGCUGUAGUGAUGGACCUGCUCAGGCAGUACCUCAAGGUAGAGGUGAUGUUUCAACACGGGCAUUAUGACAAGUGUGUGUUUCAACUCCGUGAGGAAAACAAAGGGGACAUGGCCAACGUGCUGAACUACAUUUUCUCCCAUGCCCAAGUCACCAAGAAAAACUCCCUAGUCACCAUGCUCAUCGACCAGUUGUGUGGGCGGGAUCCCACACUGACGGACGAGCUGAUGGCCAUCCUGACAGAGCUGACCCAACUCAGCAAGACCACAAAUGCCAAGGUGGCCCUGAGAGCGCGCCAGGUGCUCAUUGCCUCUCACCUGCCCUCCUACGAGCUGCGACACAACCAGGUGGAGUCCAUCUUCCUCUCGGCCAUUGACAUGUACGGCCAUCAGUUCUGCAUCGAGAACCUCCAGAAACUGAUCUUGUCAGAGACCUCCAUCUUUGAUGUGCUCCCCAACUUCUUCUACCACACCAAUCAGGUGGUCAGGAUGGCUGCCCUGGAGGUAUAUGUGCGCAGGGCAUACAUUGCCUACGAGCUCAACAGUGUUCAGCAUCGGCAACUGAAGGACAACACCUGUGUUGUGGAGUUCCAGUUUAUGCUUCCCACCUCCCACCCCAACAGAGGGAACAUCCCCACUUUAAACAGAAUGUCCUUCUCCUCCAACCUGAAUCACUACGGCAUGGUGCACGUGGGCAGUGUGAGUGACGUGCUGCUGGACACCUCCUUCACCCCACCGUGCCAACGCAUGGGAGCCAUGGUGUCCUUCCAGUCCUUCCAGGAGUUCACCAGGUGGGUGUGUGGGAACAUUAAGGACGUGUUGAGCUGCUUUUCAGACUCCCCACCAUCCAGCCCCACCUUCCCAGAGGGGGGGAACCCAGUGCUGUAUGGAGAGGACGACAACAAGAGUCUCCAAGACGAGCCCAUCCAUAUCCUCAACGUGGCCAUUAAGACGGAUAGUGACAUCGAUGACGACGGACUGGCCGCCAUGUUUCGCGAGUUCACUCAGUCAAAGAAAUCCCUGCUGUUUGAUAACGGCAUUCGCAGACUCACUUUCCUGGUUGCUCAAAAGGAUUUCAGGAAGCAGGUGAACUGCGAAGUCGACCAGCGGUUCCAUAGGGAGUUCCCCAAAUUUUUCACUUUCCGUGCCCGAGACAAGUUUGCGGAGGACCGCAUUUACAGGCACCUCGAGCCGGCCCUGGCCUUCCAGCUGGAGCUGAACCGUAUGCGGAACUUUGCCCUGACAGCCAUCCCCUGCGCCAACCACAAGAUGCACCUCUACCUUGGCGCUGCCCGUGUGGAGGCGGGUGCCGAGGUCACGGACUACCGCUUCUUCGUGCGCGCCAUCAUCCGCCACUCAGACCUGGUUACCAAGGAGGCCUCCUUUGAGUACCUGCACAAUGAGGCGGAGCGGCUGCUGCUGGAGGCCAUGGACGAGCUGGAGGUGGCCUUCAACAACACCACCGUCCGCACUGACUGCAACCACAUCUUCCUCAACUUUGUGCCCACCGUCAUCAUGGACCCCUCAAAGAUCGAGGAGUCUGUGCGUUCUAUGGUGAUGCGCUACGGCAGUCGGCUGUGGAAGCUGCGCGUGCUGCAGGCCGAGCUGAAGAUCAACAUCCGGCUGACGCCCACGGGCAAGCAGAUCCCGAUCCGCCUCUUCCUCACCAACGAGUCCGGAUACUACCUGGACAUCAGCCUGUACAAGGAGGUCACCGACUCCCGCACUGGGCAGAUCAUGUUCCAGGCGUAUGGGGACAAGCAGGGCCCACUGCACGGCAUGCUCAUCAACACGCCCUACGUCACCAAAGACCUGCUGCAGUCCAAGCGCUUCCAGGCCCAGAGCCUGGGCACCACCUACGUCUACGACUUCCCCGAGAUGUUCAGACAGGCUCUGAGGAAGCUGUGGCAGGGCAUGGACGCCUACGCGCGGCUGCCCAAGUGCCCCCUGCCCUCGGAGCUGCUCACCUUCACUGAGCUGGUGCUGGACCCGCAGGGCCAGCUGGUGCAGAUGAACCGCCUGCCUGGAGGAAACGAGAUUGGCAUGGUUGCGUGGCGCAUGACCCUGCGCACACCGGAGUACCCGGCUGGCCGCGAAAUCAUCGUCAUCAGCAACGACAUCACGCACAAGAUCGGCUCGUUCGGGCCGCAGGAGGACGUGCUCUUCCAGCAGGCGUCAGAGAUGGCGCGCGAGUCCGGCAUCCCACGCAUCUACAUCGCCGCCAACAGCGGCGCCCGCAUCGGCCUGGCCGAGGAGAUCCGACACAUGUUCCACGUGGCCUGGCAGGACCUGGCCGACCCCUAUAAGGGCUUUAAGUACCUGUACCUGACACCACAGGACUAUAAAAAGGUGUCCGCUCUGAACUCCGUGCACUGCGAGCAUGUGGAGGAUGAAGGCGAAUCAAGGUACAAAAUCACUGACAUCAUCGGGAAGGAGGAGGGGCUUGGAGUGGAGAACCUGCGCGGUUCUGGAAUGAUCGCUGGCGAAUCGUCUCUCGCCUAUGAGAAAGUCAUCACCAUGAACCUGGUGCUGGGUCGGGAGGUGUACACGUCCAACAACCAGCUGGGCGGUGUCCAGAUUAUGCACAACAACGGAGUGACCCACAGCACGGUGUGUGAUGACUUUGAGGGCGUCUACACGCUACUGCACUGGCUCUCGUACAUGCCCAAGUGCACCUCAAGUCCAGUGCCCAUUCUCAGUGCCAAAGACCCCAUUGACCGUCUGGUGGAGUUUGUGCCAACCAAAGCCCCCUACGACCCGCGCUGGAUGCUGGCAGGGAGGCCCAAUCAAAACUCUAAGGGAGCCUGGGUGAGUGGAUUCUUUGACCACGGCUCUUUCCUGGAAAUCAUGCAGCCGUGGGCACAGAGUGUUGUAGUGGGCAGGGCCAGACUCGGUGGAAUACCCACCGGAGUGGUUGCCGUGGAAACCAGAUCGGUGGAGCUGUCCAUCCCUGCAGAUCCGGCUAAUCUGGACUCUGAGGCCAAGAUCAUCCAGCAGGCUGGCCAGGUGUGGUUCCCGGACUCGGCCUUUAAGACGGCGCAAGCCAUAAAAGACCUGAACCGCGAGGGGCUGCCACUCAUGGUGUUUGCCAACUGGCGAGGCUUCUCUGGGGGCAUGAAAGACAUGUAUGACCAGGUGCUGAAGUUCGGCGCCUACAUAGUGGACGGCCUGAGGGAGUACCGGCAGCCGGUGCUGGUCUACAUUCCGCCGCAGGCCGAGCUGAGGGGCGGCUCCUGGGUGGUGAUCGACCCCACCAUCAACCAGCGCCACAUGGAGAUGUACGCCGACAAGGAUAGCCGUGGUGGGGUGCUGGAACCAGAGGGCACAGUGGAGAUCAAGUUCAGGAGGAAGGACCUGGUCAAGACUAUGAGGCGGGUGGACCCUGUCUACAUGGGCCUGGCCGAGAAACUUGGAACCCCCGAGCUGAACGCCGCCGACCGCAAAGAGCUGGAGGGCAAGCUGAAGGAGCGGGAGGAGUUUCUGCUGCCCAUCUACCACCAGGUGGCAGUGCAGUUCGCCGACCUCCACGACACACCUGGACGCAUGCAGGAGAAGGGCGUCAUCACGGACAUUCUAGAAUGGCGGACGUCACGGCAGUUCUUCUACUGGCGUCUGCGGCGGCUGCUGCUGGAGGACACGGUCAAGAGGAAGAUCCAGUCGGCCAAUAGUGAGCUGACAGACGGUCAGAUUCAGGCCAUGCUCCGACGCUGGUUUGUGGAGGCAGAGGGGGCCGUCAAGGCUUAUUUGUGGGACAGCAACGAGGAGGUGGUGGACUGGCUAGAGAAGCAGCUGGCAGAGGAGGAAGGUGCGCGCUCCGUCAUCGACGAGAACAUCAAGUACAUCCGCAGGGACCACAUCCUCAAACAGAUCCGCAGCCUGGUGCAAGCUAACCCAGAGGUUGCCAUGGACUCCAUCGUCCACAUGACUCAACACAUCUCCCCGACGCAGCGUGCAGAAGUGGUGCGCAUCCUCUCCACCAUGGAGGCCCCGGGGCCAUCGUCGUAGGGGAGCUCCCAGCCUCCAUUGGCCCCUCCUGCACUGAAUGGGGGAUGCUGGGAAACCGGGGCCAGAGGAGCCGACACGUCACUCUUAGGGACACUUGGGCAGUUACUGACUGCACUGUUGGCUAUGAUUCUAAGAGAGUGGCUGGAGAUGGAAUAUUGAUUCCAUGAUGAAAAUGAUGGUUCUGGGAUUCAGAACGGUGUUUGCAAAUACACACUGUAGUCUUAAAGAUGUUUGGCGCUCUCUCCAGUGCACCUUUAUGAUAGAUGGUAUACUGCAGAUUUAGUCAGAGUGAAUUUAAAAACCUGGUAGUCCAGAAUAGCGUUUGACAAUUCCUACUUAGCAAAUUGUAAUUAACAAAGGCAUCACCUUACAUCACGAGUCAAUAGCUGAGACUCAGCCACAAUUUCACCUUCCCGCCCUCUAAGAACAAAAGAUGCAUCGGGUGGGUGGGGGUGGGGGUGGGGAAGAGAGGGAAAGUGCUAUCAAGGGAACGUUUUUUUUUUUGUUUUGUUUUUUUAUUUAUUUUUAUUUGUUCUUCACACGAGAGUGUGUGUGAAGUCAUUGAACACGACCGCACCGGCUGGAAGAUGAAUAAAAAGGGGGAAAACGUGCGGUUGCAGGAGAGCUGGGGGAUAGAGAUUAGCACACCUUGGGAAAGAGCACUUCAUUAAUGAUCAAACAGUGAGAGCGUGUACAGGCAUGGUGAUCAGCCCCAUCCGACACACACACACACACACACACACACACACACACACACGAGGCAAGUCCAGAGGGGCCCCCUAUUCAAGCCACACUGUUUAACACUGACCCUUCUUUUUUUUAAUCUCUCUCUCUCUCUCAUAUAUGCACACAAAAUCCCACCAGUGAUGGAAGCAUAUGCACAUUACCUUGCAAUGCAUUCUGAUAAUAUGCAUUGAAACAUUUAGUCACUGGUUUUGUUGCCAUACUUGAAUCUCUAUCCUCCCAGCGUUUGGUGACUAAAAAGGAGUUCUAUUGCUUAUUUCAACCAAAACAAAUGUUACCAUGUGUAGUCAUUUACCCUUACACAAAUGUUUUUUUUUUUUUUUUUUUUUUAACCACACACAUUAAGCACUGUAAAACUAAUUUAUUUAACAGCAGCAAUGGUAAGUGUAGAUAAUGUACACUGUAAUUACAAUUACAUGUGCAACACAAAGGCGGGAUGUCCUGCUUUUGUCAUUAUAACUGCUAUUUGCACUCAUCUCAUUGUACUGAAUACAAAAGAAAAUCAUAUAACCAAUAAUGAAAUGUUACUGCUUUAGAGGAGAGGAACGCUUAACUAAUGAGGUCCAGAAGAGAGUCCUGGUGCUGAUUGGAGGUAGACAAGUUUGAUGAUCCUCGGCAAUUCAGUUGAUUGGCUGCAGCCCUGCCGGCACUACGAGGUCAAUGUCGUGUAGUGUCAGGGACGCACACUACCGUGAGGGUCAUGUGGCCGUGUGAUGGUAGCCACUCCUGCCAGAUAGCCUCAUCGCAUUGAAGUUGGCCAUGCCCGUCCUCGCGUCUACUUGAUCCUAGGACAGGUCAGCUGUUAUCCCUCACGUCCACUAGGGCCUGGAUGAGUUCUCUAUAGUAAACUGCUGUAAAAGCCUGUCUGUCAGAUGCACAACGUGAUCAUGUUACUGAAGAGAUGCAGUGGUCGUCUGCAGUAUGUGUCAAAUGGUACGUGUACGUGUUUACUGUGGCGAUCUCUGUGGUUGCCUCUGUAACUUUUAAUAAAAUCAUACAUAUA
Alosa sapidissima (American shad) is the source of this 8979-nucleotide messenger RNA. It is a transcript of the gene acaca, whose product is annotated as acetyl-CoA carboxylase alpha. The record is from RefSeq and is a predicted model, not a curated record. Gene Ontology annotation, biological process: fatty acid biosynthetic process. NCBI's taxonomy places the organism in Eukaryota, Metazoa, Chordata, Actinopteri, Clupeiformes, Clupeidae. Gene Ontology annotation, molecular function: ATP binding; metal ion binding; acetyl-CoA carboxylase activity. The coding region runs from base 276 to 7232 and encodes 2318 amino acids. The transcript is spliced from 53 exons.